Messenger RNA from Paramuricea clavata, 2147 nucleotides. The record is from the annotation of a GenBank genome assembly. Lineage: Eukaryota; Metazoa; Cnidaria; Anthozoa; Malacalcyonacea; Plexauridae.
UUCUGGUCUUCUUGCGUGUAGCAAAUAUUAAAGUGUUUACAAAAUGGAAAGAGAAUAGUCAUUUAUAAAGUUGAAACAUGAAACAGAAACACGUCCUGAAUUGUCAACUCCCGACUUGGUAUAAUGGUUUCAAAAACUGUUCAAUACGAAGCAAAAUAAUUCCUCUUCAAGCUGAAUUUAUUGACUAUUUAAAUCAAGAUGGCGUCGUAUUGCCAGGCAAUGAAAAUGAGGAGGGAAUACAAUGUGACAGUGAUUCUGAGUCUGAAGAUUGGACAGCAGCAGACGAUUGCAACACAGCAACGGCAACUGCCCCAGAUUUUACUGAGCUUACAAAGAAAAUUGAAGAUGCUAUAAAAGACCUAGGAGGUGAAGCCUUUCCUAAACUAAACUGGAGUGCUCCCAGAGAUGCUGCUUGGAUUAGUUACAAUGGCACUUUGAAGUGCACAACUGCUUCAGAUGUAUACUUACUGUUGAAUAGCUCAGAUAGAGUAAGUCAUGAUAUUAAUCAUCCAUUCAGAAAAUGUGAAGAUGGGGAAGAUAACACCUUGAUGGAAUCAUCUGGAUUUGUCUUGGUUCUCAGAAAGUGGCAAGAAAUAUCUUCCUCAACAGAGUUUCGUUGUUUCGUUAAGAAAGGUCAUAUAAUAGCCAUAUCACAACGUGACACAGCCAGUCAUUACCCGUAUAUUGCCCAAAACUAUGAUGAAAUACACUCCCGGAUCAAGGAAUUUUUUCAGAAAAAGAUAUGUGGCAAAUUUCCAGAUAAUAGUUAUGUAUUUGAUAUAUACCUCAAGUCAAGUCAAGUAAUAAAACUGGUGGAUUUUAAUCCUUUUGGAAACAUAACAGAUCCUCUGCUCUUCACGUGGGAUGAGUUGUCCAAAGUUGAACCAGACGAGCAAGCUGAAUCAGUGGAAACGAUGUUUAGAUUUGUAACAAGUAACACUGGUGUUCAACCCAGUCCAUUCCUCAGCAGUCGAAUUCCAAGAGAGAGCUUGAAUUUGGUAUCUAGUGAUGAUAUCAACAAAAUGGUUGAUUUUCUCAAGACUACUGAACUUAUUGGUGAAAGUCAAGCUACUAAUAAUGAGUAACUUUAUCAGUGAAUGUCAAAACUAACAGUGAAAGUCAAACCAAGAAUGAAUAGCACUAUUAUAUUAUUAUUAUUAUACUUAUAUGGGUAAACUUUAUUAAAUGGUGUUAUACAUGUAGUAGCACUUCUUCUGUCUACAUAGAAAUAGCUAUAGCUGAGUGAUUGUUGUCAAAUUCCCCUGAUUUUUAAAGAAUUGGGAAUUUGAAUUAAGCUGUUCUAUACUAAAAAUUAUAAUUACAUGUAAAUGUUUAUAUUAACAUUUCUAACAGGUAAAUCUUACGGUUGCUUUACCUGGGUGGGACAAGGGACCUAUACAAGUAAUGUGUUAUUAGCUAUAUAUAUUAUAUAGUCAUGGGUGCACGAAAGUAGAAUGUAGACAUUCAAUUUUUAUGGCGUGCAUGAGAGGCCUAAUGCAAACAGACAACUAUCAAGCUGGAUGGCCACAGUGCAUGUUCAAACAUGGCAUUAAUCAUACAUUCUGAUAGCUAAGGCCAUCAAGGGGGAAGGCACUUUGCCCUGGGCCCCCAGUUCAAAAUAAAGCGGGGGGCAACGAAGACCCUUAAAUUUUUUGAUACAAGAUUGCUUACCUAUGCAAUAAAGUGUAAUAUAUUGUAAAACACCACUUCUCUCAUUUUACACUUAUGACGUCAUAAGGGCCCCCUGGGAAAUUUUUGCCCCGGGCUCCGCGCAACCUCUUGGCGGUCCUGCUGGCAAGCAGCCCCGAAAUCUUCACAUUCCGUCGUCUCAGCCCGAUUUAUCCUAAGUCACUGUCAAAGUAUCUCUGAAUUAUACCUAAUUUCCAGUUCUUGCUGUCCAUGUCCUAAUUUCCUUGUUCUUACGACCAUAUCAGUACGAUAUGGUCGUAACGGUUGCAAAGAUAGGGUCACGAUCUUUUCUGAAUCAGUUUUUGAUUCAGUUGAUUUUAGUGAAAAAUUCGUCCUAGCUUUACCCAGAGCCUCACACGACGCUACAGUUGCUCGGAAUAUAAGAUAUUGCACCAAUAGCCCCAAUUGACUGGAUUUGGUCAGAUCCGUUUACUUUGGUGCGUUAAGGCCACUUUCCA